GAAUCCUCUUUUCCGGAAGCUUCUUUAGCGGGCGUAAGUAUCACCGAGGCCUCUUUAAUUCCUAUCAGCAAGAACAGUUCACCGGACUAUAGAGAGUUCCUACUAGGUUUUAAACCUCUAGAAGGUACUUAUUCUAGGGAAAAUCUAAGCUUAGUUCUUCUGAAACGGCUUAAGGACUAUAAUAUUACGCAUCGAAUCUUGGCAAUGACCACUGACAAUGCUUCGAACAACCAAACCUUGAUAGAUAGUCUGAAUUCUGAGAUUAAAACCCUAGCGGAGGUAACCGGUGCACUAGUCGGUCUUCUGGUCUAUAUAAAGCUAGAGCUAAGUAAUGAGUCUAUAGAGAGGGAGUUUAAACCCCGUCCGGCCGGUGGGAAUAAGGAUAUUCUCUCGACACUUAAUAAGAAUUUAAUAUUUCUAAUUCUUCGCCGUGCAAAACGUAUCCGAUCUGCUUAUAAUCUUUUCUAUACUAAGAAUAGAUACGAUUAUCUUCUCUUAGAUCGAGAGGAGUGGCGCUAG
This is a messenger RNA of Penicillium cataractarum, 519 nucleotides long. RefSeq lists its product as uncharacterized. The record is from RefSeq and is a predicted model, not a curated record. The transcript is spliced from 4 exons. NCBI's taxonomy places the organism in Eukaryota, Fungi, Ascomycota, Eurotiomycetes, Eurotiales, Aspergillaceae. The annotation marks the transcript as partial.